CGAAAAUGAAGUGAAUUGCAGUUGAUAAAACGCGCGACUCCUGCGCAGACGCCUCAGUAUCUCAAUAAUGGCGCGCGUACAUAUUACGAUAUUAUUCGUCUUGGCCGCAAAACUCGUUUCAGGCGAUGUAGCGACCCCAAAACCAAAGAAGGUUUUGGACACCACCAUGAACCCCGCAUACAUACCGGCCGAAGAGAAACAUGGAUCUUUCUGGAAGAAGUCAGCAGCACAGACUCUGAAGGCCAAGCUUGCUGAGAAACCGAACACUAAUAAAGCGAAGAAUGGAAUCCUGUUCAUUGGUGAUGGCAUGUCCUUGGCAACCAUUAUGGCGGCCAGGACAUUCUCUGGACAGCUUCAGCAAAGUCUUGGAGAAGAGUCAGUCUUAGAUUUCGAGAGAUUUCCAGUCGUCGGAUUGGCUAGGACUUACUGCAUAGAUGCUCAAGUGCCCGAUUCAGCGUGCACAGCCACAUCUUACCUCAGCGGAGUGAAGACCAAGUACGGGGUAAUAGGACUCGACGGCAAUGUCACUCGCGGUUCCUGCUUCUCACAACUGCACCAACCGAACUGGGCGUCGUCUAUCGGGAAGUGGGCUCUAGAUCAAGGAAUGGAUGUCGGAGUAGUCACAACAACCAGAGUGACCCACGCUUCACCCGCCGGUAUGUACGCUCACACUUCGGAACGCAAUUGGGAGUCUGAUGCAGAUGUACCACCAGAAUGCUUGGCAGCUGGCUGCAGGGACAUCGCGUACCAACUCGUUACUGAAUCCCCUGGAAGACAUUUUAAGGUUAUCAUGGGCGGUGGUCGGCGAGAAUUUCUUCCCAACGUAACAAGUCUAGUUGGCAACACUAAAGGAAAGAGACGAGAUGGUGUAGACUUAACUGAACUGUGGCAUGUUGACAAAGUCAAUCUGAACGCCACGCAUCAAUAUGUAACUGAUAGACAGGAACUUUUGAAGGUGUUCAAUUCGGAUGAUCUCCCGGAGUACUUACUAGGUCUGUUUCGCGAUGACCACAUGGACUAUCACUUGAAAGCUGAAAACCAACCAACUCUCGAAGAAAUGGUGGAAGUGGCCAUCAAAAUGCUUAGUAGAAGUACUAAAGGAUAUUUUCUAUUUGUCGAAGGUGGCAGAAUAGACCACGCCCACCACGACAGCUUAGCUCACUUAGCACUAGAUGAGACAGUGGAGUACUCUAAAGCCGUCAAAAAGGCAAGAAGUUUAACAAGCGAGAAAGAUACCUUGAUAGUUGUCAGCUCCGACCACGCUCAUACAAUGACUGUAGCUGGCUACCCAUCCAGAGGGAACGAUAUUCUUGGAACAGUGGACUCGGCAGCUGGUCUAGAUGGGAAGCCGUAUACUACUAUUAGCUACGCGAAUGGUAAAGCACAUUCGAUUGGAGCGGAUGGUACGCGGGUCGACGUGACACUGCAAAAUGAAUUUUCGAUACGUGAUCCAAAUUAUGCGUACCCUAGUCUCGUCCCGUUGGACUCGGAGACGCAUGGGGGAGAGGAUGUUGCAGUGUAUGCCUCAGGACCCUGGCAGCACCUCUUUACAGCCAGCUACGAGCAGAACGUAGUCCCACACCUCAUGGCAUACGCCAUGUGUCUGACAGAAGACCACCACGAAAACUGCGAACCUAUUCAAGAAAGGGUGGCGUCAAAUUCGAUCACUGUAAAACCUAGUACAACGAUGUUAGCCGGCCUAUCUGUGAUGCUUAGUAAAAAGUUCUGUUGUUAGGAUUUAAUACUUAAUUAGCUAGACCCCGUGUUUAACAUUCCUCAAAACACCUCGUAUCAGUGAGGGAAACCGCAUGAAUAUUCUUUCAGUAGUUUGAGAGAUUAGCCGACCAUUAACGUACGCAUCUACUAGCGAAAAGUACCUACAUACUUGUACCUAUGACUACACGUUGACCUAUGUACCGCAAUCUUUCAAAUUUCUUCAAUAGAUUUUCAACCUUAUCACAAUAGUUGAAGGUUAAUGUUCGAUUGGUACAAUUUGGCAGAUCCGGGUAGGUUGACUUGCUGGCUUCUGUACCUAUAGUUGGCUAUUAUUUCGAGUACAGAAUAACGCGGAAGGGUUUAUUGUUAUAUAAUAUAAAAUGAAGUGAUAUUUCGCUUUUAAGAUACAUAAUAUAUUAGUAUGAAUUUAUUAAGUUUAUCGACACAGAGCUGAUCGUUAAGUGGUUCUGUACAACAGUUCAAAUUAUCACUUAGUUUCAACAUAAAGUACGUGUAAAGAACUAUAGAACGUUCCUUAUAGACUUAGUAUUAGUCCCACGUAAACCUUCGUAACUGAAGUCGAUGAAUAAAUUAUAUUAUCAGUACAAAUCUUAU
Helicoverpa zea (corn earworm) is the source of this 2331-nucleotide messenger RNA. Its product is annotated as membrane-bound alkaline phosphatase-like. Gene Ontology annotation, molecular function: alkaline phosphatase activity. The record is from RefSeq and is a predicted model, not a curated record. Gene Ontology annotation, biological process: dephosphorylation. Bases 68 to 1735 code for a protein of 555 amino acids. NCBI's taxonomy places the organism in Eukaryota, Metazoa, Arthropoda, Insecta, Lepidoptera, Noctuidae. The transcript has 8 exons.